This is a messenger RNA of Gryllus bimaculatus (two-spotted cricket), 1589 nucleotides long. Lineage: Eukaryota; Metazoa; Arthropoda; Insecta; Orthoptera; Gryllidae. The record is from the annotation of a GenBank genome assembly.
AAAAGCUGUGUGAAGUGGUCAGUCUGCCCAGUAGUACGAGCACGGGCGGGAGGUACGCCUGGCGUAUUUUGCGACAGAACAACGUUCGCGGUGUAAUCUCCAGUGCCAUCUGCAAUGGAAAACCCAGGAUGGUGGAAAAGGGCGGGCGCCUGCUUCACCAGCUGCGCCCGGCAGAGCACCGCCUCGGGCGAGGCCUUGCUGGACGCAGCGGAGAAGGGCGACUUGCACGCCGUGAGGACCCUGUUGGCCGAGAGGCCUCGGUCGGCUAUCAGCGUCCCGUACCGGGAGACCGCGCUGGUGCUGGCGGCGCACCACGGGCACGAGGAAGUGGUGCAGGUGCUGCUAGCGACCGACGACCGCCCGAGCGCCAACAGCGACCGCGUCGCCACGGCGCUCGUCCGCGCCGCCGCCAACGGCCACUUCAGCAUCAUCCACCUCAUGGCGACUGCCCGCCCGCAAGCGUUCUUGACGGAGACGGCAGCGCUGGCGCUGACGCGAGCCGCGCAGAACGGCCGGCACCUGUGCAUGCGCCAGCUGCUGCGCGGCGGCACCCCGGCGGACGCGCGCCCGCCCGACGGCGGCCUCCCGGCCCUCUUCACCGCCGCCGCCAACGACGCCCGGUGCGUCGCGGAGCUACUGAAGGCCGGCGCCAGCCCCAAUCAGGUGGACGACAACGGCCGGACGCCCCUGCACUACGCCUCCGAAGCGAACGAAGACGGGUGCGUGUACGAGCUGUUGGUCGCCGGGGCGGACCGCAGCGCCCGCGACCGCGCAGGGCGCGUCCCCCGCGACGAGGCCAUCUCGGAGUACGCGCGCGACGUGCUGCAGCCCGGGCACUCCCCCGUGCGCCGCCCGCCGGUGGAAGGCUCGGCCGCGCGCCCUGACGCCGGCCACUGACUCCACGCAACGCGGGUCUUCACAUGGCCAUACAAGACGAAGCACAGCUCGUGGCGGUUGUGGUUAUCGCAUUAUUUCUGUAAUGAAGCAAGAGACGGCGGUAACUGAUUUGUAUGCUGGGCUAGCCUAGGCUUGGCUUUGCUCGUGUAUGGUCACCUUUCUCACAGUAGAAAAAUGACGUAGCUUCGCUGAGUACAUUUUUUUCCAGGUUUGAAGCUACCUAGUACUAUCAUUUAGCUAGACCAAGUUUUUUACAAAACCAGUGACGAACUUUCUUAAACCGAACGGUUUAGGACUCUUGUGGUUAAGGGUAUUCUAUUCUAAUGGUAUUCUUGUUGCGAAUAGUUUUUUACUUUUGCUAUGUUUUUACGCUCUGAUUGAAUGUUCUGAUUCAUUGGUAAAAUUUGCAGGUCGCAUAAUUGCAAGACGUUGAAUUUUAAAAAAUUUAAAAAUCGCAAGUGGAUUUAUAACUUUUAUGCCCAUUUUAUAUCCAUUGUGCUCAUUCCUUGCCUUAAGAUUUAAAAGGAAUUUCGUGUCCCGAAUGUACUGCUCUAAUUAGGAUUUUAAAAAUAAACUUUUGGUCACCAUACCAUCAAUAUUAGAACUGACACCCUUAAAGAUGUUUCUUUUUCUCUUCUUUUCCUGGUGUCCUAAUGUCCAUGCUUCCAUAUUUAAUAUGGAUUAUUUUAUAA